This is a messenger RNA of Alternaria metachromatica, 1524 nucleotides long. RefSeq lists its product as uncharacterized. Gene Ontology annotation, molecular function: N6-(1,2-dicarboxyethyl)AMP AMP-lyase (fumarate-forming) activity; (S)-2-(5-amino-1-(5-phospho-D-ribosyl)imidazole-4-carboxamido) succinate lyase (fumarate-forming) activity. Gene Ontology annotation, biological process: 'de novo' AMP biosynthetic process. NCBI's taxonomy places the organism in Eukaryota, Fungi, Ascomycota, Dothideomycetes, Pleosporales, Pleosporaceae. The record is from RefSeq and is a predicted model, not a curated record. The coding region runs from base 1 to 1524 and encodes 507 amino acids. Gene Ontology annotation, cellular component: cytosol. The transcript has 2 exons.
AUGGCCGCUCAGGACGCUUCCCUCGAUAUUCAGUCUCGCAUAUCGACUAUGAAGGCGCAAUCUGGUGCCACCAUCUUCGAUGCGUACCAGACGUCUCUCACCGGCCGGUACUGCUCGCCGGAGAUGUCGCAACUCUUCUCGCAGCGCAGCCGGCACUCAAUAUGGCGCAAGCUGUGGUUAUUCCUCGCGGAAUCAGAGAAAGAGCUUGGUAUCCAGAGUAUCACUGAUGAUGCGCUCUCCCAGAUGAGGGAGCAUCUGACUGUUACGGAUGAUGAUUUCGGUGUUGCCAAGGUUGAGGAGAAGAAGAGGAGACACGAUGUUAUGGCGCAUGUGCACGCUUUUGGUCAGGUUGCUCCGGCUGCUGCUGGUAUUAUCCAUUACGGCGCAACAAGCUGCUACGUAACCGACAACGCAGAACUAAUCCUCAUGCGCGACGGCCUGGAUCUCCUCCUCCCCAAACUCGCAAAGGUCAUUUCCAACCUCUCAGCCUUCGCCCUGCAAUGGAAGAGCGAGCCCACCCUCGCCUACACGCAUCUGCAACCCGCUCAACUCAUCACCGUAGGCAAGCGCGCAGCCCAAUGGGCGCAAGACCUCCUCUUCGACCUCGAAGCCAUCGAGCUCGUUCGCGAAACACUCCAAUUCCGAGGCGCCCAAGGCACAACCGGCACGCAAGCCUCGUUCCUCGAGAUCUUCAACGGCGACAGCAAAAAGUGCGACCAGCUCAACGAGCUUCUCUGCAAAAAAGCCGGUUUCCCGUCCUGCUACGCCAUCUCGACGCAAACCUACACCCGCAAAGUCGACCUCCUAAUCGCCAACGCCAUCUGCGGGCUCGGCGCAUCCGCCCAAAAGAUCACCGGCGACAUCCGGCACCUGGCCGCGUGGAAAGAGCUCGAAGAGCCGUUCGAAAAAGACCAAAUCGGCUCCUCGGCCAUGGCCUACAAGCGCAACCCCAUGCGCUCCGAGCGCAUCUACGCCCUAUCCCGCGAACUCAUGUCCAAGCCCGCGUCCUUCGCCAACACGCUCUCCGACCAAUGGAUGGAGCGCUCCCUCGACGACUCCGCAAUCCGGCGCAUGGAUAUCCCAGAGAUGUUCCUCCUCGCCGACGCCAUCCUGCUUUCCCUCGACAACGUAACAUCCGGCCUCGUCGUAUACCCCAAGCGCGUCGACGCGCGCGUGCAGGAAGAACUGCCCUUCAUGAUCACCGAAUCCAUCAUCAUGCGCCUCGUCGCCAAGGGUGAGUCGCGCCAAGAAGCCCACGAGCAGAUCCGCGUGCUGUCGCACCAGGCUGGUGCGCAGGUCAAGAAUGAGGGUAAGAGCAAUGAUUUGGUGGAUAGGAUCCGUAGCACGGAGUUCUUUAAGCCGAUUUGGGGCGAGUUGGAUGGUAUGCUGGAUAGUAAGUUGUAUACGGGUAGGAGCGAGGAGAUUGUGGAGAAGUUUUGUGGGAAGGGGGGUGUGCUUGAGGGGAAGUUGAAGAGGUAUCAGGGGUAUAUUGAGGGGGCUAAGGUUAGUGAGUUGAAUGUUUAG